This is a messenger RNA of Porites evermanni, 348 nucleotides long. The record is from the annotation of a GenBank genome assembly. NCBI's taxonomy places the organism in Eukaryota, Metazoa, Cnidaria, Anthozoa, Scleractinia, Poritidae.
AUGGCGAUCAUGAUUUUUGACACGAUGACGUACAAGAGCAUCUUAAAUUCCAUCGAAACUAUAUCCUUCACCAUGAGGGAGAAGGUAAGAAGAAUUAUCCAUGUCUUUUUUCCGUAGAGAGUUUACAGGACCUUGUUUGCUUUUCUAUCUGUCGCCAUGUCACUGAUCUUUAUUAAAGCCUGGUUUCCAUAUGAUCUUCCGGAUCGUCCCGAUCAUCCCAGUCAUCUCAAAAAAUGUUCAGACGAUCGGGACGAUCAUAUGGAACAAGGCACGAGAUCAGUUUCCAUCCAUUUGGCUGCCUUUGUACCGAGAAUGCGAAACAGCUUGUUAAAAAGACAAUUGAACUGA